AUGGCGCCUCCUCUCGAAAUCUCCAUCCCAACAACCACCAUCUCGACCCCCACCUCCUCCCCCCCCUACGCCCUCUACAACAUCACUCUCCGCCUCCCCCUCCGCACCUUCAUCGUUCAAAAGCGCUACUCCGAAUUCGUCGCCCUCGACACAGCUCUCAAAGCCCAACUCCCAACCCCGCCACCCAUCCCGCUCCCCUCCAAAUCCUGGCCCUUACCCUUCAUGCGCACCUCCACCAACCCCACCCUCAUCGAAGAGCGCCGCGCGGGGCUAGCAACAUACCUCCGCGCCAUCGCCGAGACGCCCGACCCCCAGUGGCGCGGUACCAGCGUCUGGCGCACGUUCCUGAACCUACCGUCCUCGGCGGCAAGCCAGUCCAGCAGUCGCUCUGCGAAGGCACAUGCGGACAUUACGGGUAUCUCGGACCUGAAUGGGGGAGGGGCGAAUUUGGAUCCAGCGGCUUGGUUGGAUGUGUUGAGAGAGAUGAAGGCGAGGUUGCAUGAGGCGAGGUUGUGGUUGGGGAAGAGGGAUGGGGCGACGACGAGCCAGGCGCAGCAUGAGGCGAGUGCGGGUGCGAAGAAGUGUCUUGUCAAGGCGGGGUUGCUGGUGCAGACGCUGGAGGAGGGGUUGAAGGCGCUUGCGGGGGCGAGGGGGCUGGGUGAGGGCGAGUUGAGGAGGAGGAGGGAUUUGGUGAAUAGUGCGAAGGUGGAGAAGGAGGGUUUGGAGAAGUUGGCGGCGAGUUUGGCGUUGAAGGGGAAUACGGGUGGGUCGUCGGCGGCAGGGGGUGGGAGUUCAGUGGCGGCAAGCUCGGCGGAUAGGACGGAGUUGUUUGGGGGAGGGGCUUCGAGGCCGAAGGGGAGGGUGUUGGGUGCACCGGCACAGGAGACGGAGAGGACGAGGGAGCUGGAUAAUGAGGGGGUGGUGCAGCUACAGAAGCAGAUGAUGCAGGAACAGGAUCUGGAUCUGGUUGAGCUGGCUAAGAUUGUGAGGAGCCAGAAGGAGAUGGGCAUUGCGAUCAGUGAUGAGCUGGAGCUCCAGAAUGAGAUGCUGACUAGGGUGGAUGACGAUGUCACACGGGUUGGGGGGAAGCUUGAGAUUGCUAAGAAGCGUACUGGCAAGAUUAGGUGAUGUAGAAUGGGAAGCUGGUUACCGGUGUUUUCAUAUACUAGGUGUGUAUUAUAUAUUUAUUACUGGGUGUUGUACAAUAUAAGACGUUGUUUACCCUUAUCUAGAGGUUGGAAGUUUCUCCCUCUCUG
Messenger RNA from Pseudogymnoascus destructans, 1256 nucleotides. RefSeq lists its product as uncharacterized. The record is from RefSeq and is a predicted model, not a curated record. Gene Ontology annotation, molecular function: SNAP receptor activity; phosphatidylinositol binding; SNARE binding. Gene Ontology annotation, cellular component: endomembrane system; SNARE complex. Gene Ontology annotation, biological process: vesicle fusion; Golgi to vacuole transport; intracellular protein transport. The coding region runs from base 1 to 1128 and encodes 375 amino acids. The transcript has a single exon. NCBI's taxonomy places the organism in Eukaryota, Fungi, Ascomycota, Leotiomycetes, Thelebolales, Thelebolaceae.